AUGGAUUGGCGGGAAAUUGCGACGGGCCUACUUCUUUCUCAAGGUUCUCUCUCUGUGAGCUAUUUUGCUAAAAAAUAUAAUUUAUCACUCGAAGAAUCAGCACAAGAAUUAUCAUUAUUGAUAAAUAAUUAUGAAGUUUGUGGAGUAUAUAUAGACUAUCAUCCUGAUAAGAUAAAACUUAUCUACAGUACAAAUCAGAGCCAAAAUCAAGCUUUGUUUGGAAUUACUCUUAACAAGAGCAACAAUUUUUUCUUAACUGAUCAUGAAUUCAAACUGAAAUUAUUAAGAAAUCAAGGAUUAACGUAUUUUCCAGCAUCUUUAAAUAAUCUACCUCAAGCUGAAAGAAAAUUUAUGAAAUUCAGUGAAAAUAAUGAAGACAUGGAUCUCGAAAUUGACGAAGCAGCUUCACAAGGAUUGAAAGGAAUUUUAAAUAGCAAAACUAAUAAUACUCAAAGAUCAGUCGCUUUUACACCAGUAAGAUUAAGAUUAAAUGGCUUAAGGUCUUCCAGAUUUGAUGUCUCCUCAUGCUUUAUAAAGGGUUAGCCCGAUACCUCCUCUUGGCCACCUUGAGGAAGGAUGACAUCCAAGAAAAAAGAGCUCCAGCUCUCGGAAGGGGCAGGGAAACGAGCACGUGGCCCAAAAACCAUUCAAAUAACUAAUAUCUGGACUAGAAUAGUCACUAAGGUCACCCACCCCAUACGGUCGCCAUAAAGCAAGCUUAGAUUAGAAUCAAAGGGCCUGAACCUUGAUUUAGGACAUAAAGCCAUUUAGGCUCCCAAAGUAGUGCGUCGUCGACAAGGACAUAUUUUGUCAUCAUCACCAUAUUAAUUAUUAAGCCAGUAAAAGGUGAGCCUGAAGUAAAAAAGAAAAUUGUGUCAACUCCUCAUCCUGUGAAAAUAAAAAAGACAUUGAAAGAAAAUAAACAAAAAAAUGAAAUAAGUGAUAUUUUUUCAAAUAAAUUGUACACUAUUGAAGAAAACACAGAAGUGAGAGGACCAAUGGAUAACUUAAUCAAGAGAAAACUGGACCAUAUAGAAGACCAGCAUCCUACAAAAAAGCUAAAAAUGCAAACUACCCUUUUCCCAGCAGGUGAAAAUAUUAAACUCAAGCAAUCAUCAAUACAAGUAAAGCAUGAGACUAUUUCUAAACAAAUAAAUAGCCAUAAACACAAUAAAGAAAUAGCUGAAGAUGAAAAGGAUGAAAAUCAUAAAUCUGCCCAAAUGACAAUGAUGUCUUUUAUAAUUAAAAACAAAUAA
This is a messenger RNA of Blepharisma stoltei, 1256 nucleotides long. The record is from the annotation of a GenBank genome assembly. Lineage: Eukaryota; Ciliophora; Heterotrichea; Heterotrichida; Blepharismidae.